CGUUUUCUUUUUCGACGUGUGAAGUAGUUUAUAGUUUUUAUUUAUCAGGAAUCGUUUUCCUAACAAUAUUGGAAAAAUGGGAAACCCCACAAUUUACGUUCUCGUUUCCUUUAAAAAAGGUAAAACAGAGCUAGGUAUUGGGCCUAUGGAUUCCAAAGCCUUUCCCAAAACAUUCGUGUCGCUUCCAAACCUUGAAGACAAGAUUCGCAUGCUCAAAGAGUUCAUUUCUGGGAAGACUGAUGUUGCUUUACAGUUCCCCAAGCACAGUGCUUCAGGUGAAGACCCAUCGAUCCAAUUGGAACUUAGAGCUGGGCAUGUUAUUACAUUCUCAGAAGACAUGGAGGUGUUAGAAUUAACUCGUGAUGCAAUGAUAAAAUCUAAAUCAAAAUCUGCACGCUCCACCAAAAUCUUGCACUCAACUCCAAAAUCCCAAGUGGCCCCCAAACCUGUUGCUUCUGUUUCCUAUGCCAAGAAGUCUUUGCCUCCAACAGUUGGGAAUACUUCAAAUUCAGAACCCAUAGAUAACAACAAGAGAAAAACAACGAAAACAAAUCCAUCAAGAAGCAAAGAUCAAGCAAUCAAACCAACAGCUGAUGAAGUCAGUGAUUUGGGUGUUUGUGCUCUACCAUCAUCUGAAAGCGAAGAAUCAGACUCUGGUAAUGAAGAAGAAGAUUGGCUGGCUCCAUCUCCUCCUCCUCGUACCCGCAACAAAAUCCCCCUGACUGAUGUAGUAAUUAUUAAAUCUGUGUUUAUAAUCACUGGCAUGAGUAAAGAUUUGUUUAUAUGUACAGGAUCGCUGUAUUGGUGGCAGUGCCUCAAGUAAUGGUGCCGUUCACUCGGUCGUUCAUCGCAAUGAAGUUAUUCUGACUCCUCCAGUAUCUCGGUGUAACACGCCAUCAUCUUUCCGAACUCCAAGUAGAGAAGAGUUUUCGAAAGACUUGCAAUCUUUGAAUAAUGAAGCAUCGCAUCUGGAUGAUAGUAAUCGCAAUGACGAAAACAGUCAGGAGGCUCAGAUCAUUGGACAGUCAAAUUCCCUUCAAGACAUUGAGGAAGAAAAUUCUUUUUUCAAAGAACAGUUGAAUCAAAGCUUGAUUGAUUACGAACAUAUGAAAGCUGAAUACGAAAGGAAACUACAUGAAAAGGACGAACUUAUAAAGAGUUUACGUGAUGAUAACCCAUUAGUACUAGCA
Molecule: messenger RNA, 1190 nt
Organism: Daphnia pulex (common water flea)
Lineage: Eukaryota; Metazoa; Arthropoda; Branchiopoda; Diplostraca; Daphniidae
Exons: 5
Coding region: 77-823 (248 amino acids)
Source: RefSeq, a predicted model, not a curated record